UACAUUCAAUUUCAAACAUCAAUUCUAUAAGUAUCUCCUCGAGCUUCAGAGAGAGAGAGAGAGAGAGAGAGAGAGAGAGAUACCAAGGAAGGGGAUUAAAGGAAGAUGUUCUUUUUCUUGAAAUCCUUGUCAAGAUCAGUCCAUGAUGAAGAACAACACCAUCAAGAAUCAGAGAUCAAGAUUACUACAGAUGGGAUUGGGACGUGUACUUCAUUAACAGUAUGGAGAAAGUCUCUUAUAAUUAAUUGCAGUGGAUUUACAGUGAUUAAUUCCCAUGGAGAUUUAGCUUAUCGGGUUGACAAUUAUAUUGCUCAUCCCGAUGAACUUAUUCUCAUGGAUGGCUCUGGGAAAUCCAUCCUCACAAUGCAUCGUCACAAGAAGCUUGGAUUAGGAGAGAGCUGGCUUAUAUAUGAAGGGGAAAUGGGUGAAUGUUGUCCAAGAACAAAAUUAUCAAAGAAGCCAAUUUGGAGUGUAAAGAAGCAUAUUCAAAUUCUAAAAGCAAAUCAGAAUAAUGUACUAGCAUAUGUUUUUCGAGGAACCAUAGAUCGGAAAAGGCAUUCAUAUGUGAUAGAAGGUUCGUAUGCACACAGAUCAUGUAAAGUACUGGAUGAGUCAAGGAGGGUGGUGGCUGAGAUCAAGAGGAAAGAAGCCAAAACUGGAGGAGUUUCUUUUGGGAUAGAAGUUUUUGCUUUGAUCGUACAGCCAGGGUUUGAUCCUGGAUUUGCCAUGGCUCUGGUUUUGAUAUUGGAUCAGAUGUUCUCAUGAAUUUUUAAUGUUAUUUGUUUUUUAAAUAAGGAUAUAGUUUGUGUUCGCUGUAUAUUAUUUAUUGAUAGAUAAGUAAUUAAGGAAAGCCAAAUGGGGUGGAAUUAACAUC
Hevea brasiliensis (rubber tree) is the source of this 874-nucleotide messenger RNA. Its product is annotated as protein LURP-one-related 17. Lineage: Eukaryota; Viridiplantae; Streptophyta; Magnoliopsida; Malpighiales; Euphorbiaceae. The transcript has 2 exons. The record is from RefSeq and is a predicted model, not a curated record. Bases 106 to 765 code for a protein of 219 amino acids.